Messenger RNA from Armigeres subalbatus, 1362 nucleotides. Its product is annotated as CLIP domain-containing serine protease B8-like. Gene Ontology annotation, molecular function: serine-type endopeptidase activity. The record is from RefSeq and is a predicted model, not a curated record. The coding region runs from base 134 to 1324 and encodes 396 amino acids. NCBI's taxonomy places the organism in Eukaryota, Metazoa, Arthropoda, Insecta, Diptera, Culicidae. Gene Ontology annotation, biological process: proteolysis. The transcript is spliced from 2 exons.
GAUUCCGUUUAGUAAGAGUGGGAAAUGUUUGUAAACAACGUCGUGCACUGCUCUUCCUGUCGGGAGAUAGCCUUCACGGUUCAGCUCGAUCGUUGUAGAUUGUCAGUCUAAGCGGGAACGGCAAUCGGUUAAGAUGCGGAGCCUAAUCUUUCGGUUAGUGAUCAGUGCACUAUUCGUAAUAGGAACACAACAGAGCUCGCCUAUUUGGGACGUUCUGGUCAACUGCCCCAUUCCAAAUGAGUCCGAUCUGGGUGAUUGUGAAUAUCCAGCGGACUGCCCGGCUUUCCAGGAGAUAAACGAUGUGAACAGUAUUGGCAACAUAAGCCGAUUAAGUUUUGUUAGUCAGCUGCAGUGUUCUGGUUUGGCGGACGGAAAAGUGUGUUGCCCGCGAAGAGGGACGUAUCUCAACCCAUGGAUUAACGUGACCAGUUUACCGAAAAAGGUACGGGCCAAGCCCGUUUCGGUCAGCAAAAGAAUCGGAGUCCGGGUAGAAGUGCCAUGCGGCGAACCAGACUUCCAGUUGCAGGUCAAUAGUGGAGAGAUUGCAAAAAUUGACGAUUUUCCAUGGAUGGCUCUACUGAUCUACGAGAAAGCAGUGAAUCCAAUUAGUCCCGGUUGCGGAGGGGCGUUAAUUAGUAAAUCGUUUGUCGUCACAGCGGCGCACUGCCUGACCGGUCCGAUCAUUCAAAAGAAAGGCGCCUUAAAGUUUGUUCGUGUUGGUGAGUAUGACCUGUUCAACAACCCAGACUGUGUUGUAGAUGGUCAGUAUGCCGACUGCACUGAUGGAGUUAUUGAUGAGAGGCCGAAGCGGAUUAUUGUUCACCCGGAUUAUAAAGCAGAUAGUGUUAGUCAGCAUCAUGACAUCGGUCUGAUUGAGUUGGAACGUCCGGUGGAGUUCACGGCGUUCAUUCGUCACAUUUGCUUGCCGGACGCAGCUGGUGGAAAGGUGGGCAAAAAGUUUAGCGUGUGCGGAUGGGGUCGGACAGACUUUUUCAGUGAUGGUAAAGGAGGAAGCGUUCCGAGCCCAAUCAAAUUGAAAACUUCGCUGCCAUAUUUUGACCACGGCAAGUGCUCAGAAAUCUAUCAGCCUCAGAUGCUCCAGCUUAUUCAGGGUCAGAUGUGCGCAGGUGGACGCAAUGCGCGAGACACCUGUUCCGGUGAUAGUGGAUCCCCAUUGAUGUUCUUCGAUACGAAGAGAGCUGCAUGGAUUUUGGCCGGAUUGGUGAGUAUGGGCCCGCAAAAUUGUGGAACUGUGGGCAAGCCUGGAAUCUAUACCAACAUGAAUGAGUAUGUGCAGUGGAUAAAAACGAAUGCGCAUUUAUAAAUUUUAUAAUUUAAUUUAUUUAAAAUAAAAAAAAAGUU